Aplysia californica (California sea hare) is the source of this 2018-nucleotide messenger RNA. Its product is annotated as neuron navigator 2. NCBI's taxonomy places the organism in Eukaryota, Metazoa, Mollusca, Gastropoda, Aplysiida, Aplysiidae. The record is from RefSeq and is a predicted model, not a curated record.
ACAGCUUCGACGACAGCAGCUCUAUCAGCAGCGGAGAGAUCAGCGACACUAUUGCUGAGAUCAGCACAGACGAGAACCUCACGGGGUCCUCCCAGGGGGCCCUCUCCGAUAACCCUUACAACAGCCUCAAAAGGACCCCAAAAGACAUCCUCUCUAUUCAUGCGGGCUACGGAACCAACGGGGGGUCAUCGGGUCACCCCCCACCUCUGGGACACCCUCCACCGCCCCCGGGGUAUGCUGGGAAGAGAGUGCCCACUCUGGGCACCAGCGCGUUUAUGGGAACUGACUACAACAGCGACUCCGGAAUAGGAAGUGGAUGGGGACGGAAGUACUCCCUGACGCAAGCCGGAAAGUUCCUUAGCAACGACCCUAACAAACUGCUGAGUAGCGACCCCAGCGACUACGGCUACGGCUACGGUUGGCCUUCCUCUCGUAGCGAGGGCGGGUACAGCUCUUUGAGAAAGAUGAGCAACGGGAGUAACCCAGAUUACGCGUACUACUCAGAGGGUGACUACGACUCGCCUCACCGGUCUUUCUCUCCGGCGCCUGGUGUUGGCGGGAUGAAGAAAGACACGGAGACCAACACCGACCAGUCGCACCUUCUGGAAGCGAGCAUGCGGCGCCUCAACACAAGCGGCACGCGCAGCGGGAACGCAACUCCCCCCGGAAGCAACGGCGCUGGGACUCAGUUCGGGUACCGCCGCUCCCUUAGCAACGCCAGUAACUCCUCCGCCGGGAGUAGCAGUAAGAAUGGCGGCGGCAGUUCCAAAUCUUCGAGUCACGGCUCGUCGGCUGUGGGGAGCCGUCUGGCCAAGCACGGAGUGGACACUGGUCAGCGGUCCGUGCACGACAUCCCCCGGCCGGCCAGCGCCGCCGGCAAACCCAUCAAUCCGGACAUGGCUCUAGUGGAGGGAUACAACUCCUCCACGCUGGAUAGAAAGAAGAAAAACGGCGGGCUCACGCCGAGCAAGUCCACCGGCUGCACGCAGACGGACCGAGACUUCCAGUCCAGUUCUCUGGGACGCCGCCGCCUGUUCGGAAGUAAGGGGAACUUGAACAAGUCUCAGGGCGACUCGCCCAGUCCUGUGGGCGGGACUAUCAUCUCCAACCCCCACGCCACGUACUCAAGGGGCGGGGAAAAGCCCAGCAGUCACUACGUCAACCUCCAGGAGCUCCACGCGCGGAUACCGGGUUCAAACUACGUGCCUCUGGAGUUCGCAUCCAGCCCCAGAAACUCGUCGCUCGGCAGCCCUGCCGCGCUGGGGCCAGGAAGUAUGUGGUUGAAAUCUUCCCACUCGAGUAACGGUGUGGGCCUGCCCCCCGGCCCGCCCCCCUCCCACUCGCCCCACCCCUUCCACGCCCACGCCAUGUCCGACUCGGAGACGUUUGAGUCUCUGGCCCACCCCCACAUCCAGGCUCAGAUCCAGCAGGCCCGCGCCUUGACCAACGCCCGGAUGAUGGCGCACCACGCGGACAUGACCCCGCCCCCUCUCCCUGGCUCCUCCCCCUCUGCCUCUCAAGCGCUGCAGCGCUCCAACAGUAUUAAGUCCGACAGCGCCUACCCCAGAACCAAACACUCUUCCUUCAGCGAGGACCUCCCUCGCACUGGCUCUUUCUCCCAGCUAGCCAGCCCCCAAGGCCCCCACACUGUCCCAGCCUCCCCCACUCUCAGCCAAUCGUCUCGCUUUACCUACCCUAUGGCCUACGCCCCGCCCAACGCGGUGGGGGCGGGGCCUAACAUGGUCCGCUCGAGCACUCAGUCCAGCCUCCCGUUCUCGGCCCUGGGCAAACGCGCGAGCCGGGACGAGGACGAGAGUCGUAAGUCGACGCUCAACGAACGUCGUUUUCUUUUCCCCUUUCUUCCUUCCGUCAGUCCAUCUUUCUUUGAUUCCUUCCCAGUUUUAUUGGCAUCCCUGUACUCUUUUUGUUUUGGUUCUUUCCUUCAUUCCACCAAGUCCUGGCUUCUGUUGACUAACGAACGGUUUUAGUUCCCUUUUUCGUCCGUGAAUGGUUUGAAU